UCUUAACCACUAGACUACCACCCAGUUACUGACCCUACCUCUUAACCACUAGACUACCACCCAGUUACUGACCCUACCUUUUAACCACUAGACUACCACCCAGUUACUGACCCUACCUCUUAACCACUAGACUACCACCCAGUUACUGACCCUACCUCUUAACCACUAGACUACCACCCAGUUACUGACCCUACCUCUUAAUCACUAGACUACCACCCAGUUACUGACCCUACCUCUUAACCACUAACACCCAGUUACUGACCCUACCUCUUAACCACUAGACUACCACCCAGUUACUGACCCUACCUCUUAAUCACUAGACUACCACCCAGUUACUGACCCUACCUCUUAACCGCUAGACUACCACCCAGUUACUGACCCUACUUCUUAACCACUAGACUACCACCCAGUUACUGACCCUACCUCUUAACCACUAGACUACCACCCAGUUACUGGCCCUACCUCUUAACCACUAGACUACCACCCAGUUACUGGCCCUACCUCUUAACCACUAGACUACCACCCAGUUACUGACCCUACCUCUUAACCACUACCACCCAGUUACUGACCCUACUUCUUAACCACUAGACUACCACCCAGUUACUGACCCUACCUCUUAACCACUAGACUACCACCCAGUUACUGACCCUACCUCUUAACCACUAGACUACCACCCAGUUACUGACCCUACCUCUUAACCACUACCACCCAGUUACUGACCCUACCUCUUAACCGCUAGGCUAUCUGCCACCCCCGGAGUAAGCAGAACAUCUAAAGCUGUUUACUCAAGACGGGGCCCUGAUCUCCAGGACUCGAUAGAGGAAGCAGUGGUGAAAAAAAGAGGCAGGCGAGGUGGCCUCCUGUAACGGCUGUCCUCGCUGACAGGGUUCCUGUAACGGCUGUCCUCGCUGACAGGGUUCCUGUAACGGCUGUCCUCGCUGACAGGGUUCCUGUAACGGCUGUCCUCGCUGACAGGGUUCCUGUAACGGCUGUCCUCGCUGACAGGGUUUCUGUAACGGCUGUCCUCGCUGACAGGGUUCCUGUAACGGCUGUCCUCGCUGACAGGGUUCCUGUAACGGCUGUCCUCGCUGACAGGGUUUCUGUAACGGCUGUCCUCGCUGACAGGGUUUCUGUAACGGCUGUCCUCGCUGACAGGGUUUCUGUAACGGCUGCCCUCGCUGACAGAACGAGAGGACCAAAACGCAGAGUGGUUAGUGUUCAUAUUUACUGAAAAUCAACAAAACACUUCAAAAUACAAAACAACCAACAAACGUGACAAAACCGAAACAGUCCUGUGUGGCAAAAAACCUGACACAGGAACAAACACCCACAAAACACACGUGAAACCCAGGCUGCCUUAGUAUGAUUCUCAAUCAGGAACAACGAUUGACAGCUGCCUCUGAUAGAGAAUCAUACCCGGCCAAACACAAACAUCCCAACAUAGAAAAUCACACAUAGACAAACCCACCCCAACUCACGCCCUGACCAUACUAAAUAAAUACAAGACAAAAGAAAACAAGUCAGGAACGUGACACCUCCAAACGAGAUUUUAUCUGCGAACAAAUAAACCGCCUGUUCUGUCGGCAAAUGUGCAGUCACUGGAAAAGAGACUUGAUGAUCUCCGUUUGAGACUAUCCUAUCAACGGGACGCGAACAACAGUAAUAUCAGUUUCUCGGAGUCUUGGCUCAACAAGGACAUGGAUAAUAUGUACCGGACGGAAGCCUCGGAUAAGGCGGGGGAAGGGUGUGUCACUUUGUUUACAGCAAGUGGUGCACGAUCUCUAAUGUUAAGAAAGUCUCAAGUUUUUACUCGCCCGAGUUAGAAUACCUCAUAAUAAACUACAGGCCAUACUAUUUUUCGUUGCUGUCGAUUUUCCCACCACAAACCGAUGCUGGCACUAAGACCGCACUCAAUGAGCUGUAUAGGACCACAAGCAAACAAGAAAACACAUCCAGAGGCUGCACUUCUCAUGGCCAUUGAUGCAUUUAAUGCCCUCCAUCGCCUUCCCUUUGGCACAUCUGACCAUAACUCUAUCCUCCUGAUUCCUGCUUACAAGCAAAAACUCUAACAGGGAAGAACCAGUGAUGCGCUCAAUACGGAAAUAGUCAGAUGAAGCGGAUGCUAUGCUACAGGACUGUUUCGCUAGCACAGACUGGAAUACGUUCCGGGAAGCGUAAAACAGGAAAAGCGUCAACACAGGACUAAGAUUGAAUCCUACUAUGCGCGUCAGAUGUGGCAGGGCUCACUACAAAGAGCUGCCAGGUGACGUGAGCCUACCAGACAAGAUAAAUGCCUUCUAUUCUCGUAUCAAGGCAAGCAACACUGAACCGUGCAUGAGAAAACCAACUGUUACGGAUGACUGUGUGAGUAAGACCUUAAAACAGAUUAACAUUCACAAGGCCACAGGGCAAGAUCGAUUACCAGGACGUGUACUUAGAGCAUGUGCUGAUCAGCUGGCAAGUAUUUUGACUGACAUUUUCAACCUCUCCCUGACAAAGUCUGUAAUACGAACAUGUUACAAGCAGACUGUUAGAGCCGAUUUGGGCAUAUUUGUAUAAAAGACUGAACAUACUGAGCUCCAUGUACAUUUGUGUAAAUAUAUUAAAUAUGAAUGUAUAUGAUGAAAUAUUAGGUAUGUACCUUUUAUGAUUUAUUUACCUGAUUGAGAUAUAUUCAUUUGUAAUUAGUGUAACUCAGUUUUUGCCCCCCCCCCCCCCCCACUCUUGCCCAUUCAUUGUACUGUGUUAAUUGUGUUAGUAUAAAGGCAGGAAGUUGGGCCUUCGGGGGGAGGAGUCCUUGCUAGAUGCGGGAGCGGUAUAGUUUUUUGACCAUACAGACAUACAGACAUAUAGACAUACAGACAUACAUACAGAAAGACAGACAGGUCAUAUUAUAUUAUGUAUUUGCAUUUCAAGUCAUCUCUGCUUUAAGUUGAUUGGAGAAUACCUUUUUGUUAGAUAAGAAGAAUAAACAUUUUUUGUUGCACCAUAUCCCUGGAUCACAUUGAAUGUUUAGCCGUUUGGAAACGUUGAGUGUGGACUGUAUGCGUACGAAACAACCCCGCUUCAGGCUUGGGCAGUGGCUACGGUAAAGAGGAAAGGAAGCCACUACACAGACCACCAUAGUCCCUUUGCCCAAGAACGCCAAGGUAACCUGUCUGAAUGACUUCUGACCCAUAGCACUCACAUCUGUAGUCAUGAAAUACUUUGAAAGGCUGGUCAUGGCUCACAUCAACCCCAUCAUCCCAGACACCCUGGAACCAUUCCAAUUUGCAUACCGCCCCAACAGAUCCACAGAUGAUGGAAUGGCUGUUGCGUUCCACACUGACCUUUCCCAUCUGGACAAGAGAAACACCUAUGUGAAAAUCGUGUUCAUUGGCUAGUGUGGUGGUUAAUUUCUUUAUUAUCAAAUGAGGAGAGACAAACUUAUCACACAAGUCAGAGUGUCACUUAAACUGAAUCUUUAUUAGCGAGAGCUUUGCGAUAGCGGUGGCUGGUCGACGAAUCACCCUCUGAUGAUUCGUUGAGAGCCACAACACAAAGGCUACUGAGAUAUUUUAUAGCAAAGAUCCACCCCUUAGUCGACAUAACAAACUACAAAUGUUUGGAAUGUUUGGAACAAGGUGAGACUUUUUAAAUGAGAAAGAAGUAUCACGUAGCCAGAUAGCAUUCGCUAUAAAUUAUCGUUCAGUUUGGUCCCUAAGACGAGGUUCUAAUCUCGUUCCUGGUACUUCAUAGUACAAAAACACCAACUCAUCCAAUGGCAUAAAUCAAUUGUCAACUCCAGAUACCCCCAUCUCAAGUAAAACCCCUUCUUGACCCCACUCCUGGACAAGCUCACUGAGGGGAGUGAGCCUCUAGCUCAUACACUAUCCCAGGAUAAGUGCAACAUCAGAGGUGACAUACAAUGGUUCCAGACACUAUCGCACACAUCCCCCAAUGCCAAAGGAGGGAGUGACUGGCGCACAGACAUUGUGGAGACAAGUAAUUGGUUCCCCAUUAAUCAGAACAUCCCUUCACAUGGUUUAAGAAUAGGUAAAGACACAUUCACAUAUGAAGACAAUGUUCCCUCCUGUCCUCUUCCCUUUCUGAUAUUCUGCAUAGCACCAGGGACAUGUGAAAGACAAGACUGACCUCUCCCCUCUCUGGGCCCCAGGUGACUGAGCCCCAGCUGAGGGAGGAAGUGCAACUGCCAAAACCAGAGUCCGGAGGGAUACAUUCUAAUAACAACUCAGCGUUCAACACCAGAGUGCCCUCCAAGCUCAUCACUAAGCUCAAGACCCUGGGAUUGAACACCUCCCUGUGCAACUGGAUCCUGGACUUCCAGACAGGCCACCCCCAGGUGGUGAGGGCAUAGAGACCCUUCCUCCCGCCUGUCCUGGACAGAGAGUUCCUGCCUGGCCUCCAUUAUGCCACAGAACCAAUCAGGACAGAGCUCUGACAUCCUCAGUCAGGAUGUGUUCAACCAGCUACUGGAGAUGCUAGAUCAGUCAGCGUUCCACUCGUCGCAGCCCAUAGAGUUGAACUUCUCAGACAGCCCAGCAGACGGAGACGGACCCGCAGGGAAUACCAUCCAGAUCAGCAUGGACUGCAUCACCAUGCAUGAGGGUCAGGAACCACUUUCGUCCCAGUAUACCAACCUGGGCCUACUGAACAGCAUGGAUCAGAACAUCCAAAAUGGCGGCUCUACCUCCACCAGUCCCUACAACAACGACCAUGUCCAGAACAACGUGUCAGCUCCUUCACCCUACGCCCAGCCCAGCUCCACCUUCGACGCCAUGUCCCCCUCCCCAACUAUCCCCUCCAACACAGACUACGCUGGGACACACACCUUCGACGUCUCCUUCCAACAGUCAUCCACAGCCAAGUCUGCCACCUGGACGUACUCUACAGAGCUGAAGAAGCUGUACUGUCAGAUCGCCAAGACGUGUCCCAUCCAGAUCAAGGUGCUGACCAACCCCCCGCAGGGCGCCGUCAUCAGAGCCAUGCCCGUUUACAAGAAGGCAGAGCACGUCACCGAGGUGGUCAAACGCUGCCCCAACCACGAGCUCAGCCGGGAGUUCAACGACGGUCAGAUAGCCCCUCCCAGUCACCUGAUCCGAGUGGAAGGUAACAACCACUCUCAGUAUCUGGAGGACUCCAUCACGGGCCGUCAGAGUGUCUUGGUCCCCUACGAGCCACCUCAGGUGGGCACAGAGUUCACCACCAUCCUCUACAACUUCAUGUGUAACUCCAGCUGUGUGGGAGGCAUGAACCGACGCCCCAUCCUCAUCAUCGUCACCCUGGAAACCAGAGAAGGUCAGGUGCUUGGUCGUCGCUGCUUCGAGGCCAGGAUCUGUGCGUGUCCUGGCCGGGACCGCAAGGCGGACGAGGACAGCAUCCGCAAGCAACAUGUUACUGACGGAACAAAGACCAGUGAGUGUAUGAAACGCCCCUUCCGCCAGGCCCCCCAUGGAAUCCAGAUGUCCUCCGUCAAGAAGAGAAGAUCCACUGAUGAGGAAGUGUUUUGUCUGCCUAUUAAAGGCCGUGAAAUUUAUGAGAUUUUGGUAAAAAUCAAAGAGUCACUGGAACUCAUGCAGUUUCUGCCUCAGCACACUGUCGAGUCAUACAGGCAGCAGCAGCAGAACCUCCUACAGAAACAAUGGGAUCUCUGGGGGGAUGAGAGUAAUGGCCUGUACCCUCCUCUAUCCUGCCCCAGGAGCGGCAUGGCCCCCCAGCCCCAGUAUGGCUCCAGCUCCCCUCCUCCCCCACACGGCAAGGUCAACAAGCUCCCCUCCGUCAGCCAGCUCAUCAACACCCAGCAGCGCAACAUUCUCACCCCGUCCUCCAUGCCCCAAGGCCUGACUGACAUGAGUCCGAUGAUGAGCCACAUGGCGAUGAAUGCUGACAUGUCGACCAUGAGCCCCACCCACGUCCUGCAGCCCCAGUUACCCAUGGUGCCCAGCUCCCACUGCACGCCACCGCCUCCCUACCCUAUGGACAGCAGCAUCUCCAGCUUUCUCCUGCGUCUGGGCUGCGCAGCCUGCCUGGACUACUUCACAGCACAGGGCCUGACCAACAUCUACCAGAUCGAGAACUAUAACUUGGAGGACCUGUCCCGGCUGAAGAUCCCGCAGGAGUUCCAGCACGUCAUCUGGAAGGGCAUCAUGGAGCACCGGCAGAGCAUGGAGUUCUCCCCUCCUCCCCACAUCCUGCGUACCUCAGGCGGCGCCUCCACCGUCAGCGUAGGGUCCUCCGAGGCCCGCGGCGAGCGGGUCAUCGACGCCGUGCGCUUCACCCUGCGCCAGACCAUCUCCUUCCCUCCGCGUGACGACUGGUCCGACUUCUCCUUCGACCUGGACUCCCGACGCAACAAGCAGCAACGCAUCAAGGAAGAGGGGGAAUAGAGGACACACACUCUGGCCCGGAAUUUCAAUCUAAAUCGAGUUGUCGAAAAAAAUGAAAAGCACACUGCAACAAUGGGUCUGUAAAAAGCCAUUUCCCUGACAUUCACAAAGAUCGCUUUUUACAAACGCUGUGGAUGUCAGCUCAAGCAUAUAUUAGCUUUAAAAAAAGAAAGAGUAGAGUGAAGUACUCUUCUCAGCACCUUGGAUUGAAGCCCCUGGCUCGGUCCCCCUUCAUAUGUCCCCUGUUGACCAACCCACUGUCCUAUCACAGUACAGAACAUCUUUGCUUCAGCGUUCUAAAGCUCAGAUAUCCUACACACCAAAAUACUACGCAAAUAAAAAUGCACUUAUUUUUUUUUAAAGCAUUCAUUAGCUGCCAGCUAGAUGAGAGAAAACAGCUAUAUUCUUUAUUUUUUAUCAAAUUUCUUGAGACAAAAGCACUUAAGAAAUGCUUUUGUGAUUGCUUUGAUAUUGUUUUAUAGUGUUCCAUUAUCCAUUCCAAUGUUAACGCAUGACUUGAGAGGAAACUUUUGGGGGGGGUUUUGUUGUUGUUGUUGUUGGCUGAGAUUCAAUCCAAGGCGCGUUAUAGAGCAGGACACUAGACAGCCAAGAUUCUUCCUGACGUUAAGACAUGUAUUUAUGUCAGUGUUUCAGUCUUGCUGUUGACUCACUUGGUAAACCUAGAAGAACCUCACAUUAAACAGGCGAGUGGCGGCAUCUAGUGGCCAUAUUGGUACUGCACCAAACGCUGCUAAAUACAUGUCAAAAUGGAGUCAUAUAUUAACGUCUGCUCAAACCUAAAAUUACGGUCGUCACUAGUUACCAUAGCCACCAAAUCAUAAUUAUGGCGAAACCCUUGCCUAUUUCUAUAAUUUAUCUUCUUAAAAUCUGAUUUUUAACCCUAAACCCACUGCCGACAUUAUGCCCAACCUUAAGAUUAAAAAUCACAUUUUUGUUUUUUCAUGAAUUUUGUGGCUGUGGUAACUAGUGACAACCUUAAAGAACCUUUAAAAGUCAACGUGUACUAUGCCGCUCUAUACAACACGUCGGGUUGAAUCCUCUAUCUCUGCUGCUCAAUACUGGACUGUUAUGGCUGCCUGUUAUUUUUUAGUUCACAACACUGUUUUGACCUGAUUGUAUACACUUCCAAGAUACAUAUUUUUGACUUCCUGUCAAGAGAGAAGUGUUAACGACAUGCUGUAAUGGCUUUCUACUGUGCCUCCCGUGAUGUCCAGGAAACCUGGGAAUGUUAACCCUAGUGUUAGCCAUCGUGUUUAUAAGUACCUAAUGUAUUUCUACGUGAACGAGAAUAAUGCAUCAUCAAACCGUUGUACCUGAAGUAUUUACGUUAGUCAUUACUCAGUAACUGAAACGAACAAGAAACUCAAUAUGCUCAUAGCCCUUGAUGUUGUGAUGGUGGUUAUCAAUAAACGUGAUCGAUUGUGAUGGUGGUUAUCAAUAAACGUGAUGGUGGUUAUCAAUAAACGUGACCGAUUGUGAUGGUGGUUAUCAAUAAACGUGAUCGAUUGUGAUGGUGGUUAUCAAUAAACGUGACCGAUUGGGA
Molecule: messenger RNA, 7950 nt
Organism: Salvelinus fontinalis (brook trout)
Lineage: Eukaryota; Metazoa; Chordata; Actinopteri; Salmoniformes; Salmonidae
Product: tumor protein 63-like
Exons: 15
Coding region: 4410-6386 (658 amino acids)
Biological process (GO): apoptotic process; protein tetramerization; regulation of transcription by RNA polymerase II
Cellular component (GO): nucleus
Molecular function (GO): RNA polymerase II cis-regulatory region sequence-specific DNA binding; DNA-binding transcription factor activity, RNA polymerase II-specific; protein binding
Source: RefSeq, a predicted model, not a curated record